This is a messenger RNA of Dendronephthya gigantea, 1021 nucleotides long. RefSeq lists its product as uncharacterized. Gene Ontology annotation, molecular function: protein binding. Lineage: Eukaryota; Metazoa; Cnidaria; Anthozoa; Malacalcyonacea; Nephtheidae. The record is from RefSeq and is a predicted model, not a curated record. The transcript has a single exon. Bases 37 to 1002 code for a protein of 321 amino acids.
UCUGUGAAAAGGGAAACUACCUAACUCAAGCAAGAAAUGGCAAUGGAAAACGAAAGAAAUGUUUUUUCUUCACCGUGGGAUGAUAGCGAUAUUAUUUUGGUUGUUGAAGACCAAGAACUUCAUGUUCAUAAGUGGAUUCUAACCUCGCAAUCGCCCGUGUUCAAAGCAAUGCUAGACGGUCGUUUCAUGGAGGCUAGCCAAGACGAAAUCAUCCUCAACGAUAAGGACCCGGAAGUAAUGGUAGAAUUCCUAAAACUGCUCUACCCUUGGUCAAUGUUUGAAGAUAAAGUCAAUUUUGAUGAUGAGAAUUUUUUGUUGGUAUUGGCGCUCGCAGAUGAGUAUCAGUGUGUGAAGCUGAUUAAGCAAUGUAUUGAAAAAGUAAAGAUAACAUCACAUAAUGUAUUACAAAUCCUGCCUUAUGCAGUCGCGUAUCACCAGACAAUAUUGCCCAAAGUAUAUGACGUGAUUAAAUGCAGCGUUUCAACAGCUAAGCUGGAAACGGUGUUGCCGAGUGUGGAAGACAAGGAGACGUCUGACACGAUGCUUUUAACCAAAUGCCGCUUCCUGGAAACUCGCGUAGUUAAAAUGAAAGAUGCUCUGCUCUCUUUGUUAUGUGAUUUUUUGAGGCAAGGAAAGGAAUUGGAAAAUACAAAAAUGUCAUUAAAAAAUACCGAAAAGCCAUUGGCUGAUGCAAGAAAUUUGCUCCAGAGGUUAGGGCAUAUUGCUGCCAUUGGUAGUAGAGUUGGUAUGCAGAAUCCUUCCUAUCCUGGCCUCGAUGCCAUGUUAAAAACUACAGCCGACCAUCGAUGUCCUCACAGCAUUGGAGUUCGAGAGAUCAAGAAAACAAAAGGCUGUCUUAAUUGUAAAGAAAAGUAUAAGCAAAAAUUCCUUGCCUCUAUUCCUAGUUGUAGGGAAAGCGAGGACACACAAAAUUAUUUUGACAUGCUUAAAUCCGUGGAUGACGUUGCGACUGCAGUCAGCGCAGUGAACGAUCAGGAGUAACUUUAGCACAAAUGAACAA